Messenger RNA from Parasteatoda tepidariorum (common house spider), 919 nucleotides. RefSeq lists its product as uncharacterized. The record is from RefSeq and is a predicted model, not a curated record. Lineage: Eukaryota; Metazoa; Arthropoda; Arachnida; Araneae; Theridiidae.
UUUCAUUUCUUCAAAUUUCAACUUUGAAUGUUUGUUUAUCAUUUAAUCUCAGAAGGGAACCUGAAAGUUAUUAUUUCAGUAGAGAAACUUAAAGUGUUAAAAUUUGUGAUUAUAAUUUAUUUCCUUGACCUUUGGCGAAAAUUUUUUAAAUUAUGGAAUUUCACGAAUCUGAUUAUGUUGAUGACUCUUUUCUUGAAGAAAUACAAUGUGAUAAAUGCCCUUAUUCAUUUCCAUUAUAUUUAUUUUCGGAGCAUGAGCUUAUGUGCCAUCCUCUGGAAGUUGUUACUCUCAGUUCCAGUGAUACUGAAGAUGAAGAAAGUGAAAUAGCUGAAGUUAAAAUAGAAAAAUCAAUUCCUCAAGCUUUAGAAGAAAAUGUGAAAGCUCCAAGAGCAGAAAAAAAUUUUGAAAAUUUAAUACAGGAAAACCUAUUAGCUUUAGCUCAAGUGGUCUCAAAACCGGAGAAAACUAAAGCAGAAGAAAAGGUCCCAAAAAAUACAGUAUUAAAAGAUGUGUUUGCUGAUGAUAUUCAAUUAAUAGAUGACGACAUAAAAUUGGAACAGGAAAAGGCAUUAAACUCGUUUUCUGGUAAAGCAAAACGAGUUGAAGAAGAAAAGCCUAGUUUUAAAGCUCCACCAAAUGUUCUGUUGAAGGGUCACUAUUCCAAACCUCAUAUUCGAAAUGAUUUAACUGCUAGUGAUAACGAAGAUGGAGAAAGUUUAGAAGACUUCUGGAGAAGAGCAGAGGUCAAGCUUGCUCAGAGGAUGCGGAAGAUGAAAGAACCAAAAGUUGGCUCACAAAUUUAUUGAAAUCAUUGUCUGUUGUUAGGAUGUAUGGCACAGCUUACUUAUGUAAUGUUUAUUUUAAAAAAAGUGCUUUAGUGUUGAUAAGUGUAUAAUUAAAUUUAUGUUUUGAAAGCUGA